GGACGAGUCCAGCGCAAUUGAAUCCACCUGUGCCGAAAUUUUUCCCGCUUUCCCUCACUGGGGACAACAAACCUCUUGUUUCCUCCCACCCAACCCUCCUCACCUCCCACACAUUCUUCCAAUAUGCCACCGCGGAUACCCAACGCUCCCUCCUCUCUCCUCCUCCAGAGCAGCGCCUGCAGCGGUAGCAGCAGCAGGUGUACAGCUUCCAGGUUGCCGACAUGGGCCUCCUCGUGCUCAUCUAGCUCCCCUCAGUCCUCCCAACCAACAACACAUCAGCAGCAAUGCUCGUCGUUCUCCACGACCGCGCCGGCGCUCGUCCAGUCCGUCCGUCGCCAGAAGAUGUUCGCUUGGUUGGAUAAAAAGGGAAGCCAAUACAAGGAACACACCAGGCAGGGACCGAAUCUUCUCGGCAGCAAAGGCCGAGACGGUCUUGAUGUGCCCUUCCCCAACAACCCUUACUUCAAGAGUCAGCCCGUCCUCUCCGAGGGCUCGCGCGAGAUCAUCUACAAGGAUGUCAUGGAGCUGGGUCUGCCUAUCAAGGCCGUGUCGGCCAAGUACAACGUCGACGUGCGCAGGGUUGCGGCCGUGAUUAGGUUGAAGGAGAUCGAGAAGCGCUGGAUUAAGGAGUACAAGCCCCUGGCCCGCCCCUACGCCAGAGCCGUGAUGAAGAUGCUUCCCCAAACCGUCCUCGGCGGCCCGGACCAAAAGCCCCACGAGUCCAUCAACGACGUGUACGUGCACAGCUACACGACGCAGCAGCUGUUUGUUCCGGUCUCGGAGUCGCGCGAGUUCACGCGCCAGGACGCCGCCAAGGCCUUUGGCGACCACAUCCUGCCCGUGGACAAGAAGCUGCGCGUUCCCGAACUCAUCGAGUUCCAGAAAGAUUUGCUCAAGGAGGUGCCCCUGCAGGAGGCGAACCAAAAGUUCCUCAAGGCGACGGCGGCGAGCGAGGCCAGGAUCGCCGAGGCCGAGGCCAAGCGUCGCCAGGCGGCUGAAGACGCCAUCACCCGCGUCAAGACGGACCGGUUCGAGUUCCGCUUCCAGGAGUUCAACGCGGAGAAUGUCGGCCACGACGGCAGGGACCGCAACGCUGUUGGUUGGAGGUACGGUGUUCCCUUCCAUGACCGCAAGCGGUCCCAGGUCAAGAUCCCUACCAAGGUGGAGUAAGAUCUCUUGGUUUUGUGGAUGUUGUCUCAAGUUGUGGGAUAUGAUGGUGAUGGUGAGGGGUUUUUCGUUGCCCGUUCAUUCACAGCAGCCUUUUUUUGGGGGCUUAGCA
This is a messenger RNA of Neurospora tetraspora, 1279 nucleotides long. RefSeq names its product eukaryotic mitochondrial regulator protein-domain-containing protein. Gene Ontology annotation, cellular component: mitochondrial small ribosomal subunit. Gene Ontology annotation, biological process: mitochondrial translation. The transcript is spliced from 2 exons. NCBI's taxonomy places the organism in Eukaryota, Fungi, Ascomycota, Sordariomycetes, Sordariales, Sordariaceae. The coding region runs from base 124 to 1170 and encodes 348 amino acids. The record is from RefSeq and is a predicted model, not a curated record. Gene Ontology annotation, molecular function: structural constituent of ribosome.